Molecule: messenger RNA, 1515 nt
Organism: Anthonomus grandis grandis
Lineage: Eukaryota; Metazoa; Arthropoda; Insecta; Coleoptera; Curculionidae
Product: ribosomal L1 domain-containing protein 1-like
Exons: 3
Coding region: 323-1486 (387 amino acids)
Source: RefSeq, a predicted model, not a curated record
AUCUCCCCCGUUAUGAACAGUAAUACACUUUAUAUGUAGGGAUCCAUUCUCCAAUCUGUAUUUAGGCCAAUCCAAUAUAUCAAGUUAAUUUUUGGGGUAAAUGAGAAUAUUUAAUUUGUUAGCGAUAUUAUAUCUCAUUCCUCUCUAGGAUAUAUUUGACAAUGUCGCAGUAUCAAAUUUGAAAUUGACAGGUUAGGGACCUCACAUAACCUCACUUUUGUAACGUGUCCAUGUCAUGUUGUUUUAUUUUGUAUUUGUAUUCAGUUAUUAUAAUUAAUUUAAACAAGCGUAGCCCGAUAAACAAUAGUUUUAAGUAUUCAAUAUGAAGUCUAAACAGUCCAAAAGUGAACCUUCUACCGUGCUAAUGCCGGCUGAUGUAAAAACAGCCAUAAAAGGUGUGAUAAAGUUCGCAUCGGAGAACCCCAAACUGCAAAACAACCUGUUCAACGAGGAGUUUCCCCUGUUCCUUCAAAUAAACUCCUUUAAAAUUCCCAAGAGUCGUGGGGCGGUUAAGAAGGUGUUUAGGGUCCCAUUGGCUCACUCCCCGUUAUCACAGGACCCGGAUGUUUGUCUGAUUGUGCCUGACGUUAAGGGAAUUCCGAAUAAGGAGCACGAAAGACACUUGGAGCAUUACGAGACCCUGUUAAGGUCCAAAGAUGUGACUGGAAUUAAGAAAAUUAUGACUUUUCAUGAGUUUAGGACUGAAUAUGACACAUUUGAGCUGAAGCAAAGGCUUGUUGAUUUGUAUGACAUUUUCUUAGUGGAUGGCAGGAUAAGUGGCAAAGUAGUGCACAAAGGGGGCAGCAUCUUCUAUAACAAACGAAAAGUGCCAAUUGCAGUAAAAUUGCACCUGCCAAAAUUGAAAUCGCACCUGGAAGAGUCCUUGAAAAAAGCAUUUUUGUUGUUGAACUGGCACAGUGACAGUCAUGCAGUGCAAAUUGGUCAUAGUAAAAUGAAAGUGUCUCAAUUAGCGGCGAAUGUCAAUAGUGUGGUGCGAUUUAUAGAAAAACAAUUUCCUGGAGGAAUGGAGAAUGUUAGGAGCUUAAAUGUUUAUGCCUUUAGGGGCUCCAGUGUUCCCGUUUAUUUAUCUUUAAAGGAUCCUAAUGAAGUGGAAGUUCCAACACUAACAACUAGAAAACCAAAAUCAUACAAGCAGUUCAGUGGCGAAUUGACCACCCAAUAUAAUGCCAAUAUACUGGUAAAACCAUCGGGACAAGUUGUAGUGAGACGCUCGAAAAAAUACAACCAGAAUAACCAGGACGAAAAUAUCACCGAUGCAGAUAUCUUAAGGGAAAAUAAGAAAAGUGCUAAGGGGGAAGGAGAGACUAAACAAGGAAAGAAGAGGAAAAUGAUUGAGCAAAAGCAGGAGAAAAAUGUGGUAGAAAAGAAGAAGAUUAAGGGGGCUUCUACAGUCGAGAAAAAAGGAAAAAAGAACUUUAUGGUUAAGAAACAAACAAAAGUUGGAAAAAAAAUAAAUAAAAGUUAAUAUUAAUGUUAAUAAAGGGUUCAUUUAAA